GUACUACGAAGGCGGCAUCUCUUCUGUUUAUCUCUGGGAUAUGGAUAUGGGGUUCGCUGGCGUUAUUCUCAUAAAGAAAGCUGGUGAUGCGAAACUAGCUAGUGGCUGUUGGGAUUCCAUUCACGUGAUUGAUGUUAUGGUAAGUGAUUGUGCUGCACCCCCCCCCCAUCCCACCCGCAUUCGUUUGUGGAUUACGCGUUCUACACAGUUGCGGUUCCUGGAAUUAGUCCGAGGUUCAAGCCCCUCCACCGCCACUCAACUUUAG
This is a messenger RNA of Echinostoma caproni, 265 nucleotides long. NCBI's taxonomy places the organism in Eukaryota, Metazoa, Platyhelminthes, Trematoda, Plagiorchiida, Echinostomatidae. The record is from the annotation of a GenBank genome assembly.